AUGUCAAAAUAUUUCUCACAAGAUCUUGACGUUGAUAAGUUAGAUCUAGUUGUCAAAACAUUUUAUACUGGUGUCGGCGAACAGCAACAACUGGCUCAACGAAUUUUAACUCAAUUUAAAGAACAUCCUGAUGCUUGGUUAAAAGUUGAUUCUCUUUUAGAUAAAUCCAAAUAUAUUCAUACAAAGUAUAUUGCAUUACAAAUUCUUGAAAAACUUAUUCAAACAAGAUGGAAGAUUCUUCCUCCUGAACAACAAAUGGGCAUUAUAAUAGUUGCAACUUCUGAGAAUGAACAAUCACUUCAUAAAGAGAAAACUUAUUUGAGUAAACUUAAUUUGAUUCUAGUACAGAUACUUAAACAAGAAUGGCCACAUAAUUGGCCACAAUUCAUUCCUGAGAUUGUUAGUACUGGACGUUCGAAUUUAAAUAUAUGUGAGAAUAAUAUGGCAAUUUUAAAAUUAUUAAGGCAAAUUUUCGAUUAUUCUGCUGAACAAAUGACACAAAUUAAAACAAAAAAUUUGAAAGCAAGAAUGUGUAAUGAAUUUUCAAAGAUUUUUGAACUUUGUAACGAAGUCUUACAAACAGCCAAUCAAACAAGUUUAAUUAAAGCAACUUUGGAAACGCUUUUAAAAUUUUUAAAUUGGAUUCCUUUGGGAUACAUCUUUGAAACUAGUAUAAUUGAUAAUUUAUGGACUAGAUUUAUAGAAUUGGAUGAUUAUAGAAAUUUAUCAUUAAAGUGCAUGACUGAGAUUGCAGCAAUAAGCAUAGAUCCGGAACAUGGUACCAAACUAAUUCAACUUUUUAGCAUGAUAUUGGAGUUACCACAGAACCGUUCCGCUCUUAUAACUGCGCAUUACUGGCUCCUUCGUAUUUCCCAAGUUGAAGAACGUGAGGUUUUCAAGUCCAGCGAUUUAUAUGCUGAAAUUACACAAUUACCUGUUCUUGAAAUGCCUCUUCUUUCUCUAACUGGCGUUUCAUCAGCCCCUACCUCUCUUGCCAACAUUCCAUUGAGAAAACAUAUUUACGUUGACAUUUUAUCAAAUUUAAGAGUUGUUAUGAUUGAUCGUAUGGUAAAACCAGAAGAGGUUCUUGUGGUUGAAAAUGAAGAGGGUGAGGUUAUUCGUGAAUUUAUGAAAGAUAGUGAUACAAUCACUUUAUACAAAAGUAUGCGCGAGUGUUUGGUCUACCUGACAAAUUUAGAUGUACAGGAUACCGAGAGUAUUAUGUCAAACAAAUUAACUAAACAGGUUGAUGGAUCAGAAUGGUCAUGGAAUAAUCUAUGUAAACUUUGUUGGGCAAUUGGUUCUAUUUCUGGCGCAAUGUACGAAGACACAGAAAAACGGUUUUUGGUAACUGUUAUUAAAGAACUUUUAGGUGUACAAGAUAUGGCGUGUGAUACUUUUAUUAAAAUAGCACAAAAAUGUCGACGUCAAUUUAUUAUACCGCAACAAGGUGAAAGUGUACCUUUCGUUGAUGAAAUAUUGAAUACAAUUGAAACUAUUACGAAAGAUUUAUCACAUCAACAGGUUCAAACUUUUUAUGAAGCUGUUGGUUAUAUGAUAUCUGCACAAACUAAUAAGACUGCACAAGAACGAUUGGUUGCUCAAUAUAUGGAGCUUCCAAAUGCAGGAUGGGAUAGAAUAUUGACACAAAUUUCUCAAAACUUGGAUGCGUUAAAUGUGCCUGAAAAUACUAAAAUGUUAGGGCACAUUCUAAAAACUAAUGUAGCUGCAUGUAGUGCGGUGGGUGGCGGAUUUUCAACUCAAAUUGCUAGAAUUUAUUUUAGUCUAUUUGAAUUAUACAAAGCAGUCAGUCAGCUUAUAUCAGAUAGUGUAGCAAAAGAUGGAUUGAUUGCAACAAAAACACCACGUGUACGUAAUUUAAGGGUUAUCAAAAAAGAAACAUUAAAAUUAAUGGAAGUUUAUAUAACUAAGGCAGAAGAUACAAGUCAAAUCAUAACACAUUUAAUGCCACCAUUCUUAACAUCAGUUCUUAUCGACUACAAUACAAACGUAGAGCCUGCAAGAGACGCUGAAGUGUUAAGUUCAAUGGCAGCUAUUAUAUCAAAAUUGGGGGCUAGCAUCACGAAUGAAAUUCCCUCAAUAUUGAGUGCUGUGUUUGAAUGUACUCUAAAUAUGAUUAAUAAAGAUUUUUCGGAAUACCCUGAACAUCGCGUUGGAUUCUUUAAAUUACUUCGAGCCAUUAAUCAACACUGUUUCCCAGCGUUACUUACAUUACCUGCAGCACAAUUUAAACUUAUAAUGGAUAGUAUUGUAUGGGCAUUUAAGCAUACAAUGAGAGAUAUUGCAGAUACUGGAUUACAUAUUUGUUUAGAACUCCUGAACAAUAUUUCAAAUCAAGAGUCAGCGGUAGCAAAUGCAUUCUAUCAACAAUAUUAUCUUAAUUUAUUACAAGAUGUAUUCUUUGUUUUAACAGAUACAGAUCACAAAAGUGGGCUUUUUGAACUAAAUCAAGAUAAUAUGAAAUUCAAAUUACAUCUACGUGAUUUUCUUAUUCAACUUAAAGAGUUUGCAGGCGAUAAUGCAGAUUUAUAUCUUGAGGAAAGAGAAGCUGAAGCCGAACUACGUAAGAAAACAGAAAUGGCAAAUGCGUUGAAAAUUCCAGGUCUUGUUAAACCAGCCGAUUUGCCUAUGGAAGAAGAAUAA
Molecule: messenger RNA, 2664 nt
Organism: Entrophospora candida
Lineage: Eukaryota; Fungi; Glomeromycota; Glomeromycetes; Entrophosporales; Entrophosporaceae
Source: the annotation of a GenBank genome assembly